Bombus pascuorum is the source of this 4039-nucleotide messenger RNA. Its product is annotated as cilia- and flagella-associated protein 91-like. NCBI's taxonomy places the organism in Eukaryota, Metazoa, Arthropoda, Insecta, Hymenoptera, Apidae. The coding region runs from base 423 to 2393 and encodes 656 amino acids. The record is from RefSeq and is a predicted model, not a curated record. The transcript has 7 exons.
AAUAAAAACAAUAAUCUUUCUAUAUAUUUAUAUAUACAGAAUCUUCAUAUACUGCAUGUGCUAGUAAACCAAAAUCUCAAACAUCUGACAUACAGAACAUUUUUAUAGAUGUGAGUUGCUUUAUGAUAUUAUUCUUGUUUUUUCUGUUAAAUAAUAGUAGUACAAACUUUCAUACUUAUAAAUUUGCAGAAUAUGUACAAAAAUGAUGUGCAUGUAUAUAAAAAUAAAGUAAAAAAUUUAGAAUAUAGCUUGAAGGGACAAUGUAACAGUGAAAAAGAAAAUUGGAUUGCAGAGUUUAAGCAAGUUGAUAUAUCAAAUAAUGAUUUAGAGUAAUAAACUAAUGUUAUAAUUUUUAAUUUACAGGUAAACCAUUUAUAUCAGUUAAAAAUCAAUAUUUUUAUGCAUUAUGUUAUAAUUAAGAAAUGAGUGUGAGCACAUACAAUUGCUUUAUGUCUGAUACUUAUAGGAUAAUGGCUGGACAUCAUAAAUUAACCGAAAUUGAAUACUGUAACAGUUUUAAAUGUUUUUAUCGACCAGUUGUACCAUUUUUAGUAUCAAAAUCACAAAAUAUGAAUAUUCCUGUACGAUUUAAUCAUGAUAUUUUAAGUGAUAUAGUAACAAAUGCACAAAAACAAUGUUAUACAUUUUCACCUAAAUUGAAACCAUUUAGAAAUAUAGGAACUCAAACAGAUUAUCGGGAUAGUGACUCACAAACUGCACCUUGGAAUCCACCAUAUAAAAUUAAAUCAGGCCAUUAUCCUGAAGCAUUAUCAAUAGCACAUUUAUCUUGGAAUCAUGGAUUACAAAUUGGAAUUCAUGAUUUAGAAAUCAUUAAUAGAAUGAGAAAAAAAAGAGCAUGGGAAGCAGUUCUUCCUCCUAUGGAUACACCAGCAAAUAUAAAAAAGCGAUCAGCUAUAAUAAAUGCAUUAGAAAUAGAUGAAUGGGCAUUUAGAGAAUCAGAAAUUCAAGCAAUAGUGGAUUAUAGGCUUGAAUUAAUGGAUGAAAUAUCUAAAUCACAAGAAUAUGAAAAAGAAAAAAAGAUUCAAGGCCGUUUGGAUAGAUGGACAAAUUUUUUAUCUAUACGUAGAGAUAAAGAAAUAAACUCUAUUAAACACAAGCUUAGAAGAGAAUUGAGAAAACUAUAUAAAAGACAACAACAAAAAUCGCAACCUUUUAAACGUGAUAUUAUUAAAGAACAUGACGAUCCAUCUUCUGAAUUGUAUGCCCCACAAAUGCGUUAUGGCGAACAUCCUCAAAGAAGACAUGAAAUAAUAGAAAAAGAGUUGUUAGGAGAAGGCUGUAUCGAAAAUGUAACUGAAAUAAAUACAUUGCCAAAUUGGCUUCCAACAUAUGAAGAAUUAAGUGCAUUAAAGCCAAGAUCUAAGUCAGCUGAUUUAUGUAUCAGAGCAACAAGAUGGACAAAAGAAAAGUUAAGUCAAUUACAUAGUGACCUGAAAGCAAGUAGAUCAAGUACUAACACAAUAGAGGCACCACUAUUAUUGAAACGCAAAUAUAAAUUGCCAUCUCUACCUUCUACACCAUAUAGAAAAAGCACAGAAGAUAUAACAAAUAAACGUCUGCAUCAAUUGUCUAUACUUAUUCAAAAAAUAAUUAAAGGAAGAGCUAUCCAAUGCAUGAUGUUCGAAGGCCGCAAUAGAUGUAGAGAAUUAAUCGAAGAAUUACAAUCAUCUUAUGGAUUAGAAGAAUAUAGUAAAAAACAACAUCAAGAAGAAAAAGUGCAUAUGUUAGAAUUACAACAGUUACAAAGUGAAAAAUCUAUGCAAGAAGAUCGUUUGUAUGAAAUUCUUAAUUCUUUAGAAGGAAUGACUAUAUCGGGAAUGCUAGAUUUUCUUAGCAAAGAAUUAAUAAGAUUAGAGGAUGAACGUCGAAUACAUGCUUUUGCAUUAUUGGCUGAAAGAGAAAGAGCUAUGAGAGAAGCAGCAGAAGCUGGAAGACGUCAGUUAGAAUAUAAUCGUCGUAGGGAAUUUGACGAAAUGUUUAGGCAAACUAUGAAAGUUAAUCAAGAAUCUGUGGAAAGUUAUUUAGAAGAUAUAAUAAAAGAAGGCAUUGAAUGGAUAUCUGAUGAAGCGACUAAAGCAUAUAUUUCGGAAUUGUGCGAUAAAAUAGACAGUAUAUCAAAAGCUGCGCAGAACAAUGCAACAAAAUUAUCAGAAGAAGAAAUGGUUGCUAAUAUGAUUUAUAAUUUUGUAUUACCUGAAGUGGAAAAAACUACUGUACGAAAGAAUAUAAGAGAAAAGCAACAAGUUUAUUUGCGGAAUGCACAUGCUGUAAUUUAUGAAGAGAUAUUCAAUUUGCCACUUGUUGAAGACAAAAGUUUAUUAGAUAAAGAAUCUGAAGAAAAACAUGGCGAAAAAAUUGAGUCACAGAAUUAAAUAUCUUAAAAAAUUAUAAUAAAUAUUAUUAUUCCUUAGAAUAUUUUACUUUCGAUCUUUUGUUAUUUCAUGUUAUAUUACAUUAUUUUAGUUAGAAAUAUGUCCAAUAAUAAUUAUGUAGAGUAUUAUCUCAAGUGUAUUUUCGCAUAUGACCACGUAUUACAACAUAAAAUUUACAAAACAAAAAUACAAUACAGGACACUUUAAUUAUUUUGUAUUGUUAUAGAUAAUAAAAAAACGAUCAUAAUUAACAGAGAGAGAGAGAGAGAGAAUUAUUAAAAAUUUUAAUGUUUACAAUUGAAACAGGCAUAUAAACAAAUAAGUGAGCCAAAUUCAAAAUUAUUGGUCAAAGGAAUUUGAAACCCGAAUACCGUUUUUUAGUAAAAUAUUUAGCCGGAAGCGUUUCUUGCAAAUUUUUUGGAUGUUACACUUGAAUAAGAAUGCUUCAAAAGCUCAAGACUUCAGAACGAGAGUUCAAAAAGUAAACAAUUUCAUCGAAUACUUGGACGAAAAAUUCCGAGAGUAUUUUGUACCCGGAAAAGAAGUUUCUAUAAACGAAGCUGUUGUGAAAGUUAAGGGGAGGAUUACUUUUAUAAACUAUAAUCCACAGAAACCUACUAAAUGGGGAAUACGGAUAUUUGUCCUGGCCGACGCAAAAUCCGCAUACGUUUAUGACAUUUUACCAUACUAUGGCGAACUUACAUCGCAAGAUCUUAUAAAACCGGAUCUGCCAGUAUCAUCACGAAUAGUUUUACAUCUGUGUAACAAAUUGUUACAUUCCAUUCCUGACUGUGCAGGAUAUCACGUUUACACAGAUAGAUACUGUCCAAGUUUAGUCCUGGCAGAGGAAUUGUUACUAAUGAAGUGUCAUAUAACAGGUACAAUACAAAAAAAUCGCAAACACAUACCACAAGAAAUUUCCAAUCCGAAAUUUAUCAAUUCAAAUACAAUUGCAAUGCGCCAUUCAAAUUACUUACUCCUUGCUUGGAAAGACAAACGAAUUGUCACUAUGUUGAGCAUGUAUCACACCUUUGGGUCAAGAGUCAUAACUAGAUCAUCACAAAAUUAUACUAUUGAAGAAGCUUCAAAACCAAAUGUGAUUGCUGAUUAUACAAGUAAUAAGGGUGAUGUAGAUAAAGCCGAUCAAUAUGCAUCAAAAUAUUGUUUCCUGAGAAAAUCGUUGAAAUGGUGGCGGAAAUUGUUUUUUUGGGGACUAGAAACGAGCGUAAUAAAUGCUUAUAUACUUUACAAGAUUUCUCAGGAAAGGAAAGGAGAAAGCGCUUUGUCACACUGUAAGUUUGUCAAAUUAUUAGUAAGUCAGCUCGUAAGUAAUUUUCGGAGUAACAAUGUGUAUGGCAGGCCUUCUGGAACAGAUAAGGAACAACGUUUAGAUGGGAAACUCCAUAUAAUAAAUCAGUUGCCAAAAGGGAAAAAGAAAAAAUGUCUUGUUUGUUCACCAAAAGGAAGUAACGCGGUAAAAAAACAAACAGUUUUCUACUGUGAGACCUGUGAAUGCAAACCCGGUUUGCAUCCCAAUGAAUGUUUUAAAAAAAUUACACACAUUACUUAAUUAUAUUUAAUAUAAAUAUUUUAAUCAAAAUUAUAUUACUUCUAAGACGAAUAAACAUUGUUUUGAAUGACUUUAA